Molecule: messenger RNA, 1767 nt
Organism: Alosa alosa (allis shad)
Lineage: Eukaryota; Metazoa; Chordata; Actinopteri; Clupeiformes; Clupeidae
Gene: arl15b
Product: ADP-ribosylation factor-like 15b
Molecular function (GO): GTP binding; GTPase activity
Source: RefSeq, a predicted model, not a curated record
AGAUUAAGAAGUAUUUUGAGCUGGAACCUCUAGCGCGAGGGAAGAGCUGGGUGUUGGAGGGCAGCACGGUGGACAACAUGGACACUGUGAAAGACAGCUUUCAGCAGCUCAUCUUCCUCCUAGAAGACAAGGACCAGGAAACAGGCAGGAUAUGAGCCCUCCAAAAACCUACAAAUCCCAGAAGCCAUCACACAUGUAUACUAAAUACAUAACUACAGAUCUCCAAGGAAUCCAUAGGCCAAGCAGGAAAUAUUCUCUUUGGACCACCAUGUAAAGUAUGGAAAUGAUGAGGAGGCUGAAACACAUGAACUGUGAAAAAUAGACUUUGUAUCCAUAGAAUACCAACUUUAGAUGAGUAUAUGGACACAUAUCCACACAAGAAGACAGUAUCACAUUUGUGACCAAUGUGUUUUCUCCUCGUCUGAAGUUGUAUUGCCUAACUACAGUUAACAUUGAACACUUGAUUGCCAUUUCUAUCAUGGAAUAUGGUUGUACGCAUCCUCUCUUAAGACAGGUAGUUGCACAUUGCUACUGACUAGUUAAUGUUAACGCAUUGCUCGGUAUGUAGAACAACUGGAAAUCAUGUAAUGUUAUUCCCCCAAUGUUAGUAGGUCCCUAUGACACAGUGUGGGUGAGAUGCUGGUUUGUACUAAAAAAAGCCUUAAAGUUUGUACAGAUUUAAAUGUGUAGAUGUGUCCCGCCUUCUAACCUGACUGAUAGUAACUGUUUAACUUCAUGUAGUAUCACUCCACGUGAGCCCACAGAUCACGUAAAGCCAAAAAAAAAAAAGUUUGAUUCUCAUUCAUUCUCACAAAGGUAAAAUGGCAGGUUUAAAAAAAAAAAAAAACAAGCUGCUGUUUAGUUUUAAUAUGAUCGAAUCACAGUAAUUGUUUUAUCACUUGAUUUCAGCUCAUGGCUUUGCUUUCUUUUAUGUUCUUUUUCUUUGAAUAAAUUCUCAGGAUUUUCAUAUGAGCCCCUUAUUCUUUGAAAUCCUCAGAGAUCUUGUGCAUUUCAUAUCUGUUGCCAUAUCACCAUGCCACUUGACAAAACAACGGUUCGCCUUGCAUUCACACUGUUACUACGCCAAAGCAAGCAAUCUUUUUGCAUAUUGUGUAGUUUCGCUUGCGGAAGCAAUCAGUUUGCUGUAAUCUCUUACGUUUGCACAAUCACUAAUUAAAACCACAAGCUGUGUAUUCCAUUAGAACCAACAGGACGUAGUCAUUGCUAUACAGUAUUUGUCAACAUAGGGUAUAUUUACUCUAUAUAUUGGGCAUUGCCAUCACCUCUGAAUGUAAAAAUAUUCUCUAAAUGUCAGUUCACCAAAAAGUCUGUUGUGCCUGUUGUUUUUUCCGAUCUUUCCUUAUCUCUCUCUUUGCCCAUAGCAUCUGUACUCAAUGAGUGUCCAAAUGAAACAUGUGCCACAGAUCAAAAGGGGUUCCAUACAACACUAGUACCAGGACUGGAGGUCUUUUUAGAGCCACACUGGGUUCAUUUUACGUGUAUUUAUAUCUAUCAAACAUUUUAUACCCUCCUAGCCAAUUCAGCUGCCUUUUUGUAAUAAUAAAAAAAAAUGUUUGUACAUUUGUUACAGAUAGUCUUGUUGACCGAAAGGGCACGUGCCUGCCUUUGUACUGGAAGAACAGUCUGUGUUGUGUGGUUUGUCAGAUGUUGACGUUAAGUCGUUCACACAUUCAACUGUAUAUAUACUGUAUAUAAUUUAUGCUUAAUUUCCACUUGGCAACAUGGACAAUAAAGGCUGGACAAGCA